ACACACUCGUUCAACAUCACUCAGACAUCUAUCUACUCAAGUCACCACCCACAUCGCACUCGACCCAUCGACAGGCUUGGUGAUUUGGGUGCUCCCCUCUCGGAGCUCCCAGUUUCACCAAGUUCCCUUCAUGUCUCGCCUUGAUCAUUGCCGAUUAUUGGAUGGGGAUGGGUCGACAACAAGGGUCAGACGGGGCACAAAGGGCUUGAAGCUUUCUUAACUGGGUCAUAAGUGGUUUGGCUCCUUGAACGUCUCCAAUGAUGAGCAGUCAUGCAUAAUCCAUCUGCCGAGGAGACAUUAAACGUGGGUCUGGAUAUCGACACAGACAAAGCUCUCUUUCCCGAUAUCGAGUCUAACCCCGGCCAUGGGGAACAAGAACUCGAGAGGGCGCCUCGACGUCAACGGCGCCGCCACUCCAUCAUAUUUGGCUGGUUACCCAGACUUAACAUCGACUUCUUUUCCCGGAAUCCGAGGCAUCGUGUCUCUUAUUUAUCCCCUUCAAUACGUCCUCUUUUGCUCCGCUCAGCAUUCUUCCUUCUCCCGAGCUUUCUUCAGUCUC
Messenger RNA from Neurospora tetraspora, 559 nucleotides. RefSeq lists its product as uncharacterized. The record is from RefSeq and is a predicted model, not a curated record. Lineage: Eukaryota; Fungi; Ascomycota; Sordariomycetes; Sordariales; Sordariaceae. The annotation marks the transcript as partial. The transcript is spliced from 2 exons.